Sciurus carolinensis (gray squirrel) is the source of this 1331-nucleotide messenger RNA. It is a transcript of the gene Mall, whose product is annotated as mal, T cell differentiation protein like. The record is from RefSeq and is a predicted model, not a curated record. Lineage: Eukaryota; Metazoa; Chordata; Mammalia; Rodentia; Sciuridae. The transcript is spliced from 4 exons. Gene Ontology annotation, cellular component: membrane. The coding region runs from base 92 to 553 and encodes 153 amino acids. Gene Ontology annotation, molecular function: structural constituent of myelin sheath. Gene Ontology annotation, biological process: myelination.
GUCCGAUGGGUGUGUCGGUCGGCGGAGGUGAUAUUUGAAGGCUGCGGCUGGAGCAGCGCCGCGCAGCAGGGGCGCCAGCAGCGCGGACAGCAUGGCCGUGAGCGACCCGCCGCCAGCCACCAGCUACGCGCCGCCCGAGGUGCCCGCGGGGGCCGCGCUGUUCCUCACCAUCCCCUUCGCCUUCUUCCUGCCCGAGCUGGCAUUUGGGUGCUGGGUCUGGAUCCUGGUAGCGGCCACCCAGGUAGCCAAUCCGCUGCUGCAUGGAUGGGUGAUGUACGUCUCGCUGACCUCCUUUCUCAUCUCUCUCAUGUUCCUGUUGUCGUACUUGUUUGGAUUUUACAAGAGAUUUGAGUCCUGGAGAGUGCUGGACAGCCUGUACCACGGGACCACGGGCAUCCUGUACAUGAGCGCUGCGGUCCUGCAGGCACACGCCACCAUCGUCUCUGAGCACAACAACCUCAAAAACUACUCUAUCAACACUGCAGCCUCGUUCUUCGCCUUCAUCACCACCCUGCUCUACAUCCUCCACGCCUUCAGCAUCUACUACCACUAGGCACGCGGAGCCACCGCGCCAGGCCUCCUCCAGAGCCACGCCGUCGCCCCAGAAGCGGGUCUCGGCUUCCGCCAUCUGGAUGGGGAGAAGGUCCACGGCAGUGAAGGUGGGAUGGUCGCACCGUCUCCCCGGGCGGGCCGGAGACCCACUUCAGCAAAUGUCUGCACGUCUUCGCUCCCUGGGGAACGUGAGGAAGCUGUCUCCCUUUUCCUGGGAAAGUGACCGUGAAGCCAGCCCUCUAGACAACGAACGUGGACGCCCUCGCCCGGGGACCCCACCUGGCUGGGGCCGGCGCCCUGCAGCCAGAGCCUCCUCCUGGAAAGGCUCUGGCAUUUCUGGGCCGGGUUCCAAGCAAAAGCUGGCGCCGUGCGCGCGGGAAGGUCGAACCAAGGUGCUUGGCUUCACAGCAAACACUUUUCUAAAGAAAGCGGUGCCCUGUGACAGUCCUGCCCCCGGGGGCUGCCCUCCCCUCCUGACCCAGGCAGGGCGGCCGUGGCCCCUGGAAAUGAAUGAAUCAUUCUGUGAACGGGUCUCGUCCUGACAGAGGCCAGGGCUGGACGUUCUGUAUCAGUCUUUCCGCUCCUGGGGUGGGCGAGAUCCAGCAGCCGCAGAGGCACGAACCCCACCUACGCUUCCUGGCCACCUUCUCAUUGCCCUGGUGUCUUGAAAAGCCAUCAUGUAUCCCUCGUGUUGCCUGGCAGCUGUCCGGGGUGGUCAGUGUUCAAUAUUUACUGAGUGGCCACCUGCAAAUAAAAGUCUUUCGUUCGGUUAAAAAGGA